This is a messenger RNA of Gossypium arboreum, 600 nucleotides long. Its product is annotated as short chain aldehyde dehydrogenase 1-like. The transcript is spliced from 2 exons. Bases 1 to 600 code for a protein of 199 amino acids. The record is from RefSeq and is a predicted model, not a curated record. NCBI's taxonomy places the organism in Eukaryota, Viridiplantae, Streptophyta, Magnoliopsida, Malvales, Malvaceae.
AUGUUCAACAAUGUAGGCAUUCUUGGUGACAAUGAAGUAAGAAUGACACAUGCCGCUGAGGACUUCAAGAGAAUGUUCGAUGUCAAUGUAUUGGAUGGUUUCUUAGGUGGCAAGUAUGCUGCCAGGGUCAUGGUUUUGUUUAAGAAAGGUUGCAUACUCUUCACAGCAAGUCUUGCUUCAAAAAUCUCCAUCAGUCUCGCCCAUGCACACAAGGCAUCAAAGCAUGCGGUAGUAGGGUUGACGAAAAGCUUGAGCGUGGAGUUAGGUGAGCAUGGAAUUAGAGUUAACUGCAUUUUGCCUGAUGGAAUUGUGACCCCAACGUUCCAAAAAGUAAUUGGGAAUUUCGAUAAGAAGGGAGAGGAGAUGUUUGCGGUUUCAGCAGUGCUGAAAGGCACCGUAUUGGAGCCUAAAGAUUUUGCGCAUGCAACACUCAAUUUGGCAAGCGAUGAGCAUAAAUUUAUCAGUGGUGUUAAACUUAUUGGGAGUUAUAGGGAGAGAAAGAACACCGGUUGUGCUUUCGCUUUGUUUCAGUUGUUCGGUUUUUUCCCAACAAACUGGUAUCAGAGCUUGGUUAUUGUGUCAGAUAAUUAUGAAAAUUAA